AUGUCAAAGGAUCUUGGCCCAGCCCUAGAGAAGGGGAUCUGGGCCGCGGUGAUCAUCGCCGCGGUGAUCGUGAUUUUACGUGUCUUUGCUAAAAUUAAAAUCAAACGGUUUGGCUUCGACGAUGCCUUGAUGAUUCUUGCCGAGCUUCUGGCGAUCGCUUCAACCGUCUUCUUGACCUUGUGCGUGAGACAUGGGUUUGGAAAGGACCUGACAACCCUCCCCACGGUUGAUCAGGAAUUGGUCUUGAAGUACAUUGCCAUUCAGGUCCCCAUUGUCACCUUCAGUACGACGUUCGCGCGCUCUGCAUUCAUUCUUUACAUUGUUCCGCUGCUCGGUACCAACAAGAUCUACCAGGGCUUGCUAUGGACCUUUAUGAUCAUCCAGCUCGCGGGCAACAUUACCUCCGCGGUGCUUCCCUUGAGUAUCUGUCGCAAUGUGGCGGCUCUGUGGGAUAAACAGGCCGCUCUUUCAACCACUUGCGGUGAUUCCAGCGCCAUCAUCAAGUUUGCGUACUUCUCCAACACCUUCAAUUCGGCCACCGAUCUGUUCUUAGCCGUAUUCCCGGCGAUCGUGUUCUGGAACCUCAACCUGAAGCUCCGCAUCAAAGUCAGUCUGAUCGUUCUACUCAGUCUGGGUAUUGUUGCAAUGAUCGCAUCUAUCAUCAAGACAACCAAACUCGAUUCAAUCCCCAGUAUCACCAAUAUCGGAGCCACCGGUGGCCUUGAGCUCAUCCGCUGGGGAUACAUCGAAAACACCAUCAUUAUUAUCACUUCCUCCAUUCCUUGCAUUCGACCCUUGCUCAUUUCCUCCGUCCGCAAGAUCUCCAGCGGCAAGUUCUCGCGCUCCUACGAACUCAGCGGUCCUUUUACCGGUCGCAAAACCAACAAAACCAACCCCAACGAGACCAACCAGUCGCGACGCACGCGCAGGUUCAAGUCUGAUCUGGAAAAUGGGAGUGUUGACUACAUUCUCAACCAAAGCGCGCACACCAGCACCAGCGUCGGCGGCCACCCGGACUCUCCUACCCUCGACGGUACUGGAAUUACGAAGCAGGUCGAGAUUUCUGUUUUCUCCGACGAAGAGCAGCUACCACAGUCCGUGAGGCAGCUUUGA
This is a messenger RNA of Penicillium nucicola, 1113 nucleotides long. RefSeq lists its product as uncharacterized. The record is from RefSeq and is a predicted model, not a curated record. Bases 1 to 1113 code for a protein of 370 amino acids. The transcript is spliced from 3 exons. Lineage: Eukaryota; Fungi; Ascomycota; Eurotiomycetes; Eurotiales; Aspergillaceae.